Xiphophorus maculatus (southern platyfish) is the source of this 6136-nucleotide messenger RNA. RefSeq names its product ALMS1, centrosome and basal body associated protein (gene alms1). The transcript has 18 exons. The record is from RefSeq and is a predicted model, not a curated record. Gene Ontology annotation, cellular component: centrosome; cytosol; centriole. Bases 69 to 6110 code for a protein of 2013 amino acids. NCBI's taxonomy places the organism in Eukaryota, Metazoa, Chordata, Actinopteri, Cyprinodontiformes, Poeciliidae. Gene Ontology annotation, biological process: regulation of centriole replication.
UCCUAGGUAACGACGUAGAGGAAGCGCGCUCAGCGUGGCGGACUGUCAUCAUCAACAAUCAAAACAACAUGGAACCAGAACAGAUGGCGACGACUCCUUCUCAUCGACUAGGAGAUGAAGAUACAAUUGGUCCUGAUGGACAAACAGGCCCACCGGAAGCCCAAAGUCGAAGUAUUGUCCAACAGGAUCAGAGACCUCUUAAAAUAAAAACAGAUGUUCGGGAGCUUCAACUGUCACAGCAAAAAGUUUUUCAGCUAGAAUUCCAGGACAGUCAUCUGUCUCCUGCUCUGUCACUGCUGCCUCUAAUCUCAGGACUUGAGCACAGCGUCACUGAAUACUCUUUCUUCCAGCAAGGUGAUCCAGAUUUUGCUCCCCUAAGGGCUUUUCCUGAUGUUUCUAUGGUAUCAGAGAGGCUCCGUUUUCCUAUCCAUGAGAGCACCACCCAUUCCUCUGAGCAGAGCUCACUUUCCCAGCAUCCUUUGGCUCAGAUAACCCUCCUUUCCGAUGAAGGAGCAAGCAGCAACUGCUCCCCAUCUCAGCAUGACACACAAAGAAAACUAUCAAGAGGAGAUAGCAAAGAAACUAAGUUGGAAGCACUAUACGACUUGACAGGCAGGAAUACAGUUGGAAUUCAUAAAGAUGAAAAUAUCUUUCUGAAUAAAGACAUUCCUAUGCAGGAUCCUCAAGCCGACCAGAGAGAGGUUGGCAUGCAAAGCAGCAGCAGCAGCUCUGUUUCCUCUGAAUCCCUGACCUCUAUUAAAAGCACUGGCUUUUGUCCAGAUCAGCCACGACACACAGAAGCUUGCAAAGACAACAUGUUUGAAAGACAAGGUUCACCAGGUGAAGCCAGUCCUUCCCAACAGCAGAAAAGGCACAAAGAAAUCAGUAACAUCACUACUGGUUCCCGCUCAACUCAGCCCGAUGAUAGCAGCCAAGAGUUGCACAAAGAGCUGCUGUCUGAGGUACGGAAACUCAGCAACUUUGAAGCACACGAGCAACCAGAGGGUCCGACACCAACUCAUGAGCUGAUCACACCUUUUCUCAAAGAAUCGCAAGGCAAACCUAGUGGGAAGCCAUUUUCAGAAUGGGUUCACAGAGACAGAGAUCUAUGGUCUUCACAGACCCAAACAGGAAGUGAUGGCUCCUACCUUGGCUUCCUUCCACAGUCUCAAUCUACACCAGGCGUUUUCUUUGCGCCACUGAAAUUCGAUGUCAAGACUAAACUAGCACAUCUUUCAGCCAUAGAAUCUAACAUAGAUACCUUUUACCCAUCAAUCACGGGUGCACACUCAGCUGAUGGCCGUCUCCCAGACACGGAAGAUCCUCUGGAGGCUUCUCACAAAGUCCAUUCCCUCCCUAGUUUCAACUAUCUGCAGAAAGUUGAUGCCUGGAAGACAAAAGAAAGCUCAGAGAGGAUCCCACCAUUAGAAGGCCUAGCACUGCACAGACCUUCGGGAGUUCCUCCUAAAAAAGGUGAUGAGGGAGGAUCCAACACCUUUAUCCAGCAGCCUUCCACCAACCAGGAUGCUACACAGAUCUCUUCUUCUACACCUUCAGGAGGUUCUUCUCCUAGACGAGGAGAGGCUGUAGGCGGAGCUCCCGGUGACUUAGAGAAUAAGGGAUCUGCUACGCCACCUUCUGCCUCUCCCUUCGGCAGAUCACAGUCCCCCUCGUCCCUUGGUACAGUUGUCAUGGUCGCUGACAAGCACCAGCUGACCAACACUGCUCCAGAAAAUAAGAUUCAGGGCCUGAAGGACACUCUUCCUUCACCCAGUACCGCCACUCAACCCUCACGUUUCAAGAGCCUUGGUCACUUCAGUGACGUCUCCGAACUCUCAAGUUCCCAAGAUAGCUACACGGAAAUUAAAGUAGGACCUUCUGUCGGAACCUCUUCUGUCGUCAGCCUUGAGCUUGAUAAUUAUGCCCCCUACUGGACUUUUAAACAUUCAGCAACGUCACCAUCUCCUCCAGGGCCUAAAGAGCUCAACAUUGAUGAACGAAUUCCUUUGUAUCUUCAAAACCUUGGUAUCGACCAAACUCCAUCAAAAAUCCUGACUCCGUUUGCACCUAGAGGGCCCAUCAGAGAACCAGAGUUCUCUCCCACUGAUCUCUGUACUAGUAAAGGAUCUUCUGGAACUUCUUCAAAGAGCACCCAACCUUCAGAGAGUAGCAGUCCCCAUAAAGGCGAGUUCUCCAGGUCCAGCGUUCUGUCGGUGGAUUCUAGUUCAUCCAUCCCUCUCAGCACGGACAGUCUUGGUCUGGUUUCCUCGCCGUCAGAGCAGGUCAGAGUGAAGACCUCUCCUCCGUCCGACACAGAAGCCACUCAGAGGGAGAGCAGACCGGCCUCCUGCUCCGGGGCCGGUGAACGCUCCCAUUCCUCUGUCCUGAUCCAAAACAGCAAGCAGGAUUUCAAGUCCGUCGCUGUAAACGUCUCUGAUACAGAUACAAAGUCAUCUGUCCGGAGCAGCGAUAAUACGGGUCAAGAUGCGGAGAAUUCCUUUGUUAGCACAAAGGCAUUGUCAGAGAUCCGUAAGCUACUCUCUCAAGCAGAGGACAUGAUAUCUACGGCGUCUUCCACGUCUUCGUCGGGACCUAAUGCAAUGCUUCUCUUCUCUGAUAAAGACAUUUUCAGGCCACCAAACACAACAACCAGCUGGCUGCAGAACUCCUCGUUUUCUUCCUCUAUUUCCACCUCCACUGGCGGAGACAUAAAGUCUCAUUCCUCUCCACCAUGGGCCAGACCUUCCUCAGACUCCAUACUUACAUCAGAGAAACCAAACCAAAGCUCCACUGGGCUAGAGAGUUUGACGUCGUCUGAGCAACCCGAUAGUCCAUCCACACAAGCCCGGCGGACAGAGCCGGAAGGAUGCAGCGCGGCACCUCCAGACAAAAUACAGACACAGCCGUCAACAGCCGCAAGUACAACUCAGUUGAACGCGGUUCUUGAAGAAGAUAAUGGAGAAGAAGAAAAGACUAUACCUAAUGAUCUUGGUGCAGAGGGUCGCUCUUCCUUUCCCGUUCGCGAGGACGCUGACCAGGGAGUGAUGAGCGACAGCAGCAGUGAGAGCUCACUGGCAAUCAGAGUGGCCAAACUGCUGCAGAAUGAAUCGUCAGCCACCAUGACGUCGAGCACGCCCAGCGUCACAGAUCAGGAAGAGGGCAAGGCCGGAGAGUGGAUGAAGUCAAAGGUUUUGGGACAGCAGCGUGACCUGCUGCUGUUGGACGUAGAAGACAGACGGCACAUUGAAGAAAUCAAGAAACAGCUCCUGAUGAGAAACCCUCUCAAAAGCCAAGGGAGCACAGAUACAGAAAGCAGCAGCGUGGCCUCCAGUGUUUGGGUCCACAAAGAGACCAAUGUCCCCACAGCAGCCGAAACGUUUCCUGCCCUCAGCAAUGCUAACAAGCAGCUAGCCGUCCACCCAGACCCUCACAAGACGCUACCGAGCAACCUUCACCUCGAUCUAGAAGCCAGAGUUUGCGCGAUCGCUGCCAGGGAAGGAGUAACACUCUCUACUAAAAGACCCCAGGCCCUUCCAUCCAUCAGCAUACCCACUCAAAGGAACUCUGUGACCUCCUCACCUUCCAAUUCGACCCCCACUUCCACUUCUGCUCUAAGUCCAGCCUCAGACCCCCUCCACCUGGCAGAGCUUUCCACUGGAACAUCAUCAUCCAGUAAAUGUCUUUCAACCAAUCUGGAUGAAUCCGAGAUGAUUCCUUUAGUCCAGAUUACAAGAGAACCGCCAUCUGUGCAUGAUGAAAGUACCAGAAAGAGGCGAGACACGGUGGGAGGCCAGGCUGAGGAACUUUCCCCAACCGCCACACAGGCUGUAGGUAAACAGGAUGUGGGGACAAAUGUCCAGUCUAGUUCUUUUCUGGCCAUCAGUCAGGGAUUCAGGACAGGUCAUUUCACUCUGCUGCCUAAAAAUAUUUUGUCCUCCGCUGCCCACUGUCCUGGUUCUGGUGCCGCCUCCGCCGCCCUGAGGGACUCCUCUUUGACCGCCUGCAGUCCAGACGAAGGUGUCGGGUCGUCGAGUCCAGCAGAAUGGUACGAUGGUGGGAAGCCGGCGGCUGACAGGUCAGACGCUUCCACCAUUGAUCCUCAGGGAAAGGGCAUCACACCGUCGAGUCCUUAUCCUGUUGAAGCACCUGUGGCUGUGCUGCUGCCUUACAAACCUCGCGGCAGUGAGGAGCUCUUCUAUGUCCCUCAGAUGGAAGCUGAUGUUUCCUCCACCAACCGGUCCGACACCACCAUGGAGAGCUCUCACACAGGGUCAGACGACGCCGUGCCUCCCACCUUCAGCAGCGAAGUCCUUGGGGAUCAGGACCCCAGGCUGGACCGCGGAGUCGCGUUCAGACACCAGGAGGGCAUCUACAGCAAGAGGCUGAGAACAGCUGCCGUCACAAUGGCAGACCCCACACACACAGUAGAUGCUCCUGCAGCAGCAGACCGAGGGUCUCCAGCUCUGAUCCAGGGUGUGAAGCCGUCUUCCCAGGAAUCAUCUACCUUUACCAGAGCGCCUUCAAUCAACCUCAAACCCUCCAGUAGGGAUCAGGGUACCAGCCCGAUCCACUUCCCCCAGUUCGAACCAACAGAGCUGGCUCAUGACAGGUUUCAUUCAGCACACUUAGAAAGGGUGCAAACCGACACCAGAGAGCGAGAACUUCCUCCACCGGCCCCCCGACAGGGCGCUAGGACCCUGGACCACCUGUGGCAGAAGUUCUGUGAUCAGCGGACCAAGGACGAGGCGCGUCCCACCGGCGAUAAAGACGCUUCCCUGUUGGAGCGACUGGAGCGUCUGUCUCGCGUGAUUCAUCGCAGGCAGGCUACUCAGGAAGCCGAGAGCCAGGAAGAGCGGAGUAGUUACUUUCCUGGAAGGACGCCGAGAAAAGAACGAAAGGAGAUUAAAUGGAGCGAACACGGCGGAGUGACAGAUGGGGGUUGGGAAGCGGGGGGAGGAGAGGCGGAACAUCCAACCCAACUGAGCCACCCGUCCCCCCCAGCAGACAGGGAUCAGCCAGAUAGCAUGUCAACCACGUCCACCGUGGAUACGGCCCGACUCGUCAGGGCCUUCGGCGCCGACAGAGUCAGAAACGUGAACAGCAGCUCUCGACUUGGUAAACUGUACAGCACCAUCAGCAAACAGAGGGGAGACUGGAGAGGAACGGAGGCCGACUCCUCUGUUACCCUCACACCAUCCGAGGAAUCGGUUGUUGCUGAUUCAGCACAAACAUCCAGCUCACACACGUUCUCACCACAGCGCAGACCUUCCAGGGUUCUGACAGCCAAGAGGGCUGUAAGAGCCGUCAACAGAAGCAUCCAGGCAGGCGAGCUGGAGAUUGUUCGUAACGGAACUCGGCGGAACACCAGAGAUGUCGGGACUACGUUCCCCUCUCCUGCAGAAGCCAGGACUUAUGGGCAGACCUCCUCUUCGUCAGGCACUGUGGGAGGAAGAGGAGGAAGGUGGAGAGUUCUUCCUAAAUCAAACAGCAACCAGAGGCAGAAGAAGAGCAAGAGGAGCCCCUCCAAGCCUUACCCUAAAAGUGUUUCGUGGUUCAUCCCGGCUGACAACCCGAGGUCUGAGAUGAGGAAGGAGAACCGGCCGGAGAGGUCAAACAUGGCGUGGUUUGAGCCGCACAGCAGAACCCGUCCGUGGAGAGAGCUGCUCAGACAGAGACAAGUCCGAGAUCUGAAUCAUAAAGCCAAAAUAUCGUCCUCUGGCCUGGCACGGGUCUCCCUGCAAGAGGCUCUGGAGAUUCGGCGGCCAGAUUUCAUCUCUCAGUCCAAGCAGAGGGUGAGAUGUCUGGCUCUGCAGGCCGAGGAGAGGAGGAUCCAGUCUGCGUUCAGCCGAGAGAGAAACCUGCUGUUCGACCAGCUAGAAGAACCUCAGAGGCUGCCGAGACCCGCAGGCACGGCGCUGUUGAGGAGAGCAGUACCCAGGAAAGAGAUGAUCCAGAGGUCCAAACAAAUUUAUGAGAAUCUUCCUGAGGUGCGGCGCAGGAGAGAGGAGGAAAGGCGGAAGGCCGAGUAUCAGUCGUACAGGCUGAACGCCAAGCUGUACAACAAGAGAGUGAGGAACCGAGUCCUGGGCAGGAGAACAGCCUGGCAGUGAUUAAACGGAACAGCUCCAAAAUGUUA